UCCCGGAUGGAGGGCUGCCCUGAAAACCAGCAGCAAGACCAGCCCCACAGCCACUGUCCCACCAGCCUCCUAACAGUCCAGAGCUGCAGGACUCCAGAACAGAGGUGCUUCCACAGGAAAUUCAGGCCCUUAAGCCUCAAGUUGCUGUGCCUUCUGACUAGGGGACAUAAGACCACUCUCAAGAUCUCCUUUCUCUUCCAACGCCUUCUUCUUCCCAAUAGCCCUUUGCUGGUGCUCAUGUCAGUCAAACCCAGCUUGGGGCCUGGCCCCAUGCAAGAGCCUACUGUCAUGCCUGACAAUGACUUUAGAGAGAUCCACAACUGGACAGAUCUGCUCUACUUCUUCAACCACACCCUGCCAGAGUGCCAUGCAGAGCUUAGUGAGAACACCAAGAAAGUUGUCCUCUUUGUCCUCUACCUGGCCAUCUUUGUGGUUGGGCUGGUGGAGAACCUCCUGGUGAUCUGUGUCAACUGGCGCCACUCAGGCCGCAUGGGGCUGCUGAACCUCUAUGUCCUCAACAUGGCCAUAGCAGACCUGGGCAUCAUCCUGUUACUUCCCGUGUGGAUGCUGGAGAUCAUGCUAGACUACGCCUGGCUCUGGGGCAGCUUUUCCUGCCGUUUCACUCAUUACUUCUACUUUGCCAACAUGUACAGCAGCAUUUUCUUCCUAGUGUGCCUCAGUGUCGAUCGCUACUUCACACUCACCAACACCUCUCCUUACUGGCAGCACAACCAGCAUCGAGUGCGGCGGGCCGUGUGUGCAGGCGUCUGGGUCCUCUCCGCCAUCAUCCCACUGCCUGAGGUGGUCCACAUCCAGUUGGUGGAUGACAUUGAGCCUGUGUGCCUUUUCCUGGCACCUUUUGAAACAUACAGCACGUGGGCCUUGGUAGUGACCCUGUUCACCAUUGUGCUGGGCUUCCUGCUGCCCUUUCCUCUCAUCGUGGUCUUCAACGUGCUGACAGCCUGUCAUCUUCAGAAGCAAGGACAGCCUGAUGGUUGGCGACACUGCCGGCUGGUGUGUGCCUACAUAGCUGUCUUUGGCAUCUGCUGGGUGCCCUACCAUACAUCUCUGCUGGUGGUCACUCUGCAGGGGACUCAUAUCUCUUUCCACUGCUACCUGGUCCACGUGAUGUACUUCUUCUAUGACAUCAUCAACUGCUUCUCCAUGCUGCACUGUGUCGCCAACCCCAUCCUUUACAACUUUCUCAGCCCAAGCUUCCGCGGUCGGCUGCUGAGCGCUGUGGUCCGUUACCUUCCAAAGGAUCAGGGCAGGGCAGGCGCCCAGGCUUCCUCUUCCUCUUCUUCCACACAGCACUCCAUCAUCAUCACCAAGGAGGGCAGUCUGCCCACUGCAGCAGGCCCUACCCCCACCCAAGCCUGAACUUCCAGCACCCUCUUUGCCUCGAAAUACCUCAUCUCCACUCUGCAAUGUCAUAGCCAGGUGAGGCAGAUUCUAGCUCCUCCAUUGGUAAAAUAAAAGGCUAGAAGGGAAGGUGAGAGAUUCAGGGAUGGGGUAAGGAAUGGGGGAGAAGAUCAAAGCACUCAGGGCAAAUUUUAAGUCUAUUUUAGAAUACUGAGGAGGGGAGAGGGAGAGGGGUUGAGGAGGGAUAAAGAACAGGUCUUUCCUUGAUGCUGCACUGUUUUGUUUUUUUUGUUUGUUUGUUUUGUUUUUUGGUCCUUCUGUCUAAGGGAGCCACACACGCACAUGCAUUAAAAAAGUGAAAUAAGACAGCCAGCCAUGUCUCUGGAUCUCUGAGAACACUGCACUAUAGCUGGGUUUGGAAAAGGAGCAGAGGCCACAGGGAUGCUCUGCAAAAAAAAAACUAGACAUACACAUCUAAUAAAUCACCCUGACCGGAAAAAAUGAGCUCCACAGGAACCUCACAAAACUUUCCUUUUGUUUAUGUGCUUGUUGAUCUUCCAGCUCACUGUGCAGGCUGUGGGGACAAGAGGCCAGAGGCCAAGGAACCAGGAGGCCUCAGCAGGACAUUCCCUAGCUGUGCAUCCUCAGUGCCAUGAUAAGCAGAGGACAGUGGGGAAGCAGGGGUGGGACGAACCUGGUCUGAGACAGGCACCCUGCAGCUGGGUCAGCAGGAUGGUCUCGCCACCCUUAGCACUCAGGAAACACAGCUCCAUUUCCUUGCUGAUAUCCUCCCUUCCCCUUUGUCCAUCCUGGCUUUCCUCCCCCAGAGUACAUGCAGUCAGAGCCCAUGCUCCUCACAGCAAACCUCCCGGCUUUGGGUCUAGAACACUAUCUUCUAGGGCAGUAAUAGUGAAUCUUUCAGGGCUUUCAAUGGUAACAAACAGCUGUGGCAAAGUGUGCAAUAGGUUCACCGCCACUGCUCUAAGGGGGACACAGAACUCCUUAUUUCUCUCUUACUCUUCAAAUCACAGGAAAAUAUCAGGAGACAUCUAUUCAGGAACAGACCUUGAAAACGCCAGCAGAAGAUGCUGGCAGCUGUUGCAUCCCUUGACUCUUGGCCCUUGCACAGGGUUGGGGAAGAUCCAAAGUGGAAAUUUCCCUGCUUUGUGACAGCGCAGAGCUCUGGCACUAGUCACUUCUUCCUGGUCACAUCUUCAUUAUCUUCCUGUGCAGGGACCUGCAUUUACUAACACUUGUUCUAUAGAUAAAGAUGUUCCUCUAAUUAACAAGCAGGUCUUCUGGAACACUCAUUUAUCAGUUUAGGAAAUAAAGACCAUAAAUAUGAAAAAUUGAUGUAAAAACCUAAAAGUAGGUCCUAGUUUCUGCCUUUCAAUUCUAUGUUCUUGGCCACCUGUUUGUAGAAAAUGAGAACUUGUAGAUGAAACUGCUGAUCUCUCAACUUUCUCCUCAGUCCUGCUGAAGAGCAGUGUGUCUGGAAUGUUUAACUUGGAAUAACAAGUCAUUUCGCAGAGAGGAUCUCCUCCGCUCUUUUCUUGUCUGUGCUCUCUGGAAACAUUUUAAUACAUGUCCCAAGGACGCACACACCCAGGCUUGUCAGCAGUGCAGAGGAAAACCAUAUCUACUAUCCACUGCUCACUGGGCCCAAACCUGAAAGGGUCUCAAACUACAACAGCUGCUUGGUGGCACACAGCUGAAGGCUUUCUGAACUAGGAGCCUGUGACUUGGAGGAUAUAGUAAUGACUUGACCUAAGAAUGCAGAAAUCACAUUAAAAUUGUUCCCACUUAAAAAGCAACCCAAAGCCAGGGUGGUAGCACACACCUAUAAUCGCAGCACUCACAAGGCUGAGAUAGGAGGAUCAUUGUGAGUUCAAGACCAGCCUGGGCUACAAAGUGAGCUCAAGGGCAGCCUGAACUGUAUAGUGAGAUGCUGUCUCAAAAAGACCAAAAAGAAAAGAAAAAAAAAAAAAAAAAAAAAGCAACCCAAGAUCAAGUCACUGCCUCCUUUGACCUAGGCCCUAAGAAUUUUCUGAAGGAAAUUCAACUUUACAUCUGUCAUUACCCAGGAUGUCACAGAGGCCAUUUCCCAAGACCAGUUGUCACCAAGGCGGUAUGAAUACUUCCUUAGGGCCCUUCCACCCAUGGAAGGAAGAAUGGGAACUGCUACAAAGCUGUUCUGCUCAGCAAACACUGAGCAUUGAUGAGAACUGGGCCUGGGCCAUGUGCCCUGGGACCAAAUGAACUACAUCACUCUCUACUGUCUUGGUCUGUCUCCUCUGAGGAAGCAUAUUGGUACCAACCUCAUGCAAUUUGGUCAGACCUCUACCUCUUCCCUGUUCCAAUCUUCCUUUCCCCUUUACUUUCCAUCUCCAACUCUCCAUUGGAAAACACUGCUUUACCAUGAAUUAAACAGUAGUUACAAGACAA
This is a messenger RNA of Cavia porcellus (domestic guinea pig), 3807 nucleotides long. RefSeq names its product G protein-coupled receptor 182 (gene Ackr5). NCBI's taxonomy places the organism in Eukaryota, Metazoa, Chordata, Mammalia, Rodentia, Caviidae. Gene Ontology annotation, cellular component: membrane. Gene Ontology annotation, molecular function: G protein-coupled receptor activity. The record is from RefSeq and is a predicted model, not a curated record. Bases 7 to 1380 code for a protein of 457 amino acids. The transcript has 2 exons. Gene Ontology annotation, biological process: G protein-coupled receptor signaling pathway.